This is a messenger RNA of Haemorhous mexicanus (house finch), 1200 nucleotides long. Its product is annotated as holocytochrome c-type synthase. The record is from RefSeq and is a predicted model, not a curated record. The coding region runs from base 156 to 983 and encodes 275 amino acids. Gene Ontology annotation, cellular component: mitochondrion. Lineage: Eukaryota; Metazoa; Chordata; Aves; Passeriformes; Fringillidae. Gene Ontology annotation, biological process: cytochrome c-heme linkage. Gene Ontology annotation, molecular function: holocytochrome-c synthase activity. The transcript is spliced from 7 exons.
CCGGCCCCGUGCCCGCCCCUCGCCGGCGGGCGCAGGCGUGCAGCGGAGCCGCGUUCGCGCGAGGCGCUCGCGGCCGUUGCGGAGGCGCGGAGUGGGCCGGGCCGGGCCGGGCCGGGCCAGAAAUUUGAUCCUAAAAGGCCCGGUGUGCAGAGGCCAUGGGUUUGUCAGCGUCCUCCCCGUCCUCCCCGGCUGCCACAGAGCCGUCACCAAAUGCAUCCAGGCAAUACCAGACGGCGUCUCCACCUUCCGAAUGUCCCAUGCAUCAAGAAAAAAUGAGCGGUUGUCCAAUGCACAUGAAGACUGCUGAUCACAGAACUGAGAACACAGAUGAUGUUCCUGCACAUCAAGAAAGAGCUUAUGAGUUUGUAGCAUGUCCUGUGAAGUCUGGUGCAGCUCAAAUGACAGAUGACAUAGAUCCCAGCAAUAUGAUGCCUCCUCCCAAUCAGCAGCCAUCUCCAGGUCAACCAUUUCCAUUGUCAACUGUUAGAGAAGAAUCUUCCAUUCCUAGAGCACAUUCUGACAAGAAAUGGGUCUAUCCUUCAGAGCAAAUGUUCUGGAAUGCUAUGCUAAGAAAAGGGUGGAGGUGGAAAGAUGAUGACAUAACAAGUGAAGACAUGACCAACAUUAUUAAGAUUCACAAUCAAAAUAAUGAGCAAGCUUGGAAGGAGAUUUUGAAGUGGGAAGCUCUACAUGCUAUGGAAUGUCCAUGUGGGCCAUCACUGAUGCGGUUUGGAGGCAAAGCAAAGGAGUACUCGCCAAGAGCCAGAAUACGUUCAUGGAUGGGGUACGAGCUGCCCUUUGACCGGCACGACUGGAUCGUUGACCGCUGUGGGAAGGAGGUGCGCUACGUUAUCGAUUACUACGACGGUGGAGCGGUGGACAAGAACUACCAGUUCACCAUCCUGGACGUGCGCCCUGCGCUGGACUCGCUCUCGGCCGUCUGGGACAGAGUGAAGGUGGCCUGGUGGCGCUGGACUUCCUAACUGCUCCUGUGGUGUGUACCCGACAAUAACCACUUUCCUCCUAGACAAUGGACGUGUCAAUAUCAGGACUUGGGAUAGAAGCUCACUGCAGCUGUCAUUGCUGUCAUCAUCGCCACUCUUCUCUGGGGAUGGGAAGGGAGGACAGGGAAAUCUCUCCUUAACUACACCAAUGCUUUGUGGUGUUUCAAAUGGAAUAAUAAAGUUACAGUGGCAAAAA